AUGGCCUCUUCAAAGGAAAUUCAAACAUCGACGAGGCCAUUGACACUGCACCGUCAAUCGAUAUCCGUAGGCUCGGGAAACCAUCUUGCCGCAACUCGACUUCCUUCUCACUCGCGAACCAAUUCCCACACGCACGCCCACUCGGCCCUCUCCGGUGCCCUCAAUGCUACCCACCGCGUUACACGUCGGAAGAGCAUGACGAACACGGCCACCAAUGUUGCCGCCGUGGCCGCUGCUCUUACCGAGGCCGGCGAAAAAAUGACACCUCUCUCCAUUGCACCAGGCUCCCGCCGCGGUACCAUGUCCAAGCCGUCCGCCGCUCGAUCAACUACCUCCGGCAGCCUCCCGUCUCCUCCCCAAAGCCUGCCGAGUCAUAAAUUCGUAAUGUCCGGGAAAAUGGAGGUGCAGGAUAGUGCCAUCGACGACGACUCUAAUGAUAUGUCGGCUGAUGAGGGAGAGAACGAACCCCAGAAAGCUCGCAUUCGACGUGCUAGUGACGGCCAGCCUCUGACCAAGGAAGGCAAGAAGAGCAAUCGCAUCGAGCUUCGCUGUGAUAAGUGUGGGAAAGGAUACAAGCAUAGCAGCUGCUUGACCAAGCAUUUGUGGGAGCAUACUCCCGAGUGGUCAUACACAUCCAAGCUGCUCAUUUCUAAACACCAACAAGUCCAGCUCCUGGAGGCGGCGUCGGUGCUGGUUCAGAUGAACACCAACGACGCCCCGACGCCUCCAGAUUCUGCCAGGGACUUUGCUAGCGAACCCGAGUCCGCAUCCCCCGCCGCUUCUGGAUACUCUGAACCGCACGACGGACGCAGCUCAGCAGAUACAACUCCACCGCCGCAGGUCGAAGCGUACCAUACGAGUAGCACACUGGCCUAUCACAACGCGCCUAAGAGGUACAGCAGCGGCAGCGGCUAUUCGCGAUCUUAUCAGUCGGCCGCUUCUAGUGGAUACCUCGCCGGAAGUGUACCGAAUGGGUCUGCGUUUGGACAUAACCGGCACGGUAGCUCGGACCGGCGCCCCCCUUCUUCCGGCAUGAACAUCACUGGGCAAGAAGACCGGGAUCUCGCCGCAGCCGUGGAAUUACUAAGUUGUAGCUUCGGCAGCAGCGGAGGCUCUCGAGAUGCCCGACUUCCUGACGAUGCGCCUCCUGUCCCCCCACUGCCUGCUCAAUACCUCGACCAGGCAGCCUUCACCAGCACUAGCUUCCUGCACAGUUAUUCCUCCCGACAGAUGCCGGAAAGUUUUACUCGAGGUGAAUUUCGUCACACUGAAGACGUGAAGAUGGAGGAUAGUGAAGGGAGCGUCAUGGAUGAUGAUGAAGACGAUGGUGUCUUUGGCCGCAUGGAGGAAUGA
This is a messenger RNA of Pseudomassariella vexata, 1353 nucleotides long. RefSeq lists its product as uncharacterized. The transcript has 3 exons. The coding region runs from base 1 to 1353 and encodes 450 amino acids. NCBI's taxonomy places the organism in Eukaryota, Fungi, Ascomycota, Sordariomycetes, Amphisphaeriales, Pseudomassariaceae. The record is from RefSeq and is a predicted model, not a curated record.